This is a messenger RNA of Pyrenophora tritici-repentis Pt-1C-BFP, 1287 nucleotides long. RefSeq lists its product as uncharacterized. NCBI's taxonomy places the organism in Eukaryota, Fungi, Ascomycota, Dothideomycetes, Pleosporales, Pleosporaceae. The record is from RefSeq and is a predicted model, not a curated record.
AUGGACUCAACCGAUACCAAGGAACCGGAAUAUGCGACUCCCAUAUUCCCAGAACUUAGCGUUAUCCCCAAGGAGUUUUGCCACAAUCCGAGGCAGAUCAUUGAGGGGAGAUUACUUGAUCUCCAUAACGGCGGACCUGAUGAGAUGGUCUCGACAAGCGAUCUUCGUGACGUGUUUGUUGGCGACUUGAAAGAGUGGGUCACUUUCGAGAAGGAUGUGGCCCAGUUAUACUACAACCCUGCCGUGCAAAACGCAUUUGAUAGAUGCAACAAUGUUGCAGCUGGGCUGAAUCUAGUAGGUAUUCAGGCAUGGGAUCCCGAUUUUGCCGACCUCAGAAAUCAAAUCCAGAUAUCCGAUGAAUACGGGGUUCUUCCACUAUUCCAGCACGAUGCUGUUAGAAGGACCAAAGCCGCAGUCAGGCAACUAUUCGACUCAUAUAAUCCUGAAACAGAAGAUGCCAAGCCUCUCAAGAGCUUGCCACUGGCUGACAACAUCGGCAUUGGUAUUGCAAAGAUUGUGAAUAAGGGCUUUCGCUUCCGAUACAAGCCAUAUGUCUCGGUAAUGACCCCAGGAGACGGAGAUAACCAGGAGGAACGCAUGAUAGGAGAGAUGAAAUUCUUUACAACCUGUAACAUCUCAGGGCUUUGGUAUGAAGAUGACUCUUUGCAAGACUGUGGAACCAAACGCCAUAUAUUUGGGCAAGUGGCUCGGAAUAUGAAAGCACGCGGCCUACGAUUCGGCUUCGUGUCGACUUACCUUGAGACUGUAUUUCUGAAGGUUGUCAUUCAAUCGGACGGGCAACUGGCUUUACACUACUCGCAGCCAAUCAGGCAUACGCAAAGUGUUAUUGAGAGCAUUUCCACUCCAAACAAACUGGAGAAGAUAAGCGUUCGUCUAGCCAUUCUGUAUUUGAUUCGUCGAGUUUCCGGCGACGAUAAAUCAGAAUGGAGGAUUGAGCAAAGCACUCUUGAUAAGACUGUGGACUGGACGGAAGACAAAGCAUAUGUAGAAGAAGAAUCACAAGGGACUGAUGACGAAACCCCGAACACGCGGCCUCAGAUGCUUGCAACGCAGACUAGGGACAAGGCCAAUAUGUUUCCGGAUCAUGGCUCCCUCACCGAAGAGGAACCGGAUGAGCCAGAAUCGCCAUCCAUGGGGUUGUCUCGUACAUUGGAUCAUAUGUCCAUUGUCAGCCUGGCACCUCGGUUCACCUGUAAUCGCCACGAUCCAACCCCUGCGCAGGGCUGCGGCAGCGUCUCACGGUAUGAGAACACGAUUCAAGACUAA